This is a messenger RNA of Grus americana (Whooping crane), 588 nucleotides long. Its product is annotated as ribonuclease H-like. Gene Ontology annotation, molecular function: RNA-DNA hybrid ribonuclease activity; nucleic acid binding. The transcript has a single exon. Bases 1 to 588 code for a protein of 195 amino acids. NCBI's taxonomy places the organism in Eukaryota, Metazoa, Chordata, Aves, Gruiformes, Gruidae. The record is from RefSeq and is a predicted model, not a curated record.
AUGGACUGGCCAGAAGGUAGGGAUUUUGGAGCACUGCCUGAGGAGGUAGCUUGUGCCCAAGAGGCACCACCAUAUAAUGAGUUACCAGAAGAUGAAAGGCGUUAUGCUCUAUUUACUGAUGGAUCCUGUCGUGUUGUAGGAAACCAUCGGAAGUGGAAAGCUGCUGUAUGGAGUCCCACACGACAAGUCGUUGAGGCCACUGAAGGAGAAGGUGAGUCAAGUCAGUUCGCAGAAGUGAAAGCCAUUCAGCUAGCCUUAAAGAUUGCUGAACGAGAAAAGUGGCCAGUACUCUAUCUCUAUACUGACUCCUGGAUGGUGGCAAAUGCCCUAUGGGGGUGGCUACAGCAGUGGAAGAAGACCAAUUGGCAGCGCAGGGGUAAACCCAUCUGGGCUGCUGCAUUGUGGCAGGACAUCGCUGCCCGAGUAGAAAACAUGGCUGUGAAGGUACGUCAUGUAGAUGCUCACGUACCCAAAAGCUGUGCCACUGAAGAACAUCAAAACAAUCAACAGGUAGACAAGGCUGCCAAAAUUGAAGUAGCUCAAGUGGACCUGGACUGGGAGCGUAAGGGUGAGCUAUUUGUAGCUUGA